AUGUCUCAACAAAUUUUGCUGCUUUUGCUAUUUUUCGCAAGUUUUUCCGAUUCUUGCGCACCGCCAGGCUUUGUUCAAAGCAACGAUCCGGCUCAGGUUGGAGCCAGAUGCUCGGAUUUGAUUUUGUAUCCAGUUUCAGCUGUUGAUCAGACAGAUCAAUACAGGUCUGAUUUAGCCUAACUUACUUUCCGUAAAACUUUAGAAAUUCUGAAUAUAGUUUGUUUUUUAGAUUUGACUACAGUGACGUGUCUUUUGGUAAUACGCAUGCUCAAGGAGCCACAGUUGCGAUAACUUGCACAACUGGCGGUCAAACUGCAACAGUUGAAGGAUAUGAUCAGGUGCGCAAGUUUGCUCUAUUUAUAACUAUCUGUUUUCAUCAUCUUUUCAAAAUUGUAUAGUUUUUUAACGAAAAAAAAUUGGAGAAUUUCGGUUGUCCCAGGUGAUGGUCAUUUUUGAAUGGCUAACUAGAAUAUUUCGAAAUGCAAUUAUUUCGGUUAGCUCAACUCUGAAAAUGAGCUAUAAAGCAACAAUUUUAAAAUACUCUUAAUUUUUGAAAAUUUUCGAUUUUUAGAAAUUGGCCAAGUCAUAAUUCAGUAUUGAAAAAUAGUCCUAACCUAUUCUAAUUUUCAGCAACGUGCUUCAAUCUCGGCAGCUCCUUCUCUACUCGCAACUUGCACAAAUGUUGGGGGAAGUCAAUACACAUGGACAAUUCUUGGUCGCAUACUUCAAUUCGUCGAUUGCCGUUUCUAA
Molecule: messenger RNA, 750 nt
Organism: Caenorhabditis angaria
Lineage: Eukaryota; Metazoa; Nematoda; Chromadorea; Rhabditida; Rhabditidae
Source: the annotation of a GenBank genome assembly